CGCGUUAUAGCCAAGACAAAUUGUAUGAAGUGUAUUUAAAAAAAAAAGAAACCGCUAAAAGAACCAAACGCAUAAAUAAAUAUAUUUACAUUUUUUAUUUGCAACAUAUAUAAACGGAACACAACAGGCAAUAAAUUUAUUGACAAAGAAAAAAAAUUUUUAAAAGAAGAGAAAUACACAAUUUAUUUAUGAAUUUUACAAUAAUAAAUAAUAAACGCAUAAAAGGAAGUUGAAAAUAUUGUUGUUAAAAAGAGUAAACUAAAGCAAAACUUAGUGAAAAAUUCCAAAAAGUCGGAUUAAAGUUAAAUUUUUUAUAUUUAUAUUUAUAGCGAUAAAAAAAAAUUGUGUGAAUUUUAAUUGUGAAAAAAAUUUCACUCAUACGUCAUGAAAAUCUUGCAAAAUAAAUUCAUAAUAAACCACAAAAACAGCAGAAAUAACAGCAACUACAAAAACAAUUGUAAAUUGUCAGUGAUUUUUUAUAUAACCACGAAUACAGCGACAUCAGCAGUAGUAACAGCAGCCAUCAUGAUUUUUAUGCACGCCAUAGUUUCCGUUAACACAACAAAAACAGGCGGCCAUAUACGGCCGGACACGGAAAUAACAAAAACAAUAGCAGAAACAUGGACGAAAACAUGGUUCGAUUUAAGUAAAAAUCCCGUAAUAGCACAACAAUCAACAAAAACACAAACUCUACCAACAACAUCAUCAUCAUCACAAUCAGCAGUAGCAACUGCAGCAUCAGCAUUCUCAACAUUAAACUCCUUCCACAUGUCACAUCAAGCUGCAGCAACAAUAAGGCAACCAAAAGCCAUAAAUGCCAAAACUUCUGCAACAGCCAUCACCACCACCAACACUUCACUGGGCGAUUGCAAAUCCCUUACUGGUGCAUGGGGUGAUGUUGAUCCAAAUAUAUUCUACAUCUGUGAUACUCAAACAAAAAAGCCUCUGCAAUUACGUUGUCCCGAAGGUAAAGGUUUUUUUCUCGGUCUGGGCUAUUCGGGCUGCAUACCGUUUGAUCAAUGGCCGGCGUGCAUUUCAAGUGGACAUCUCGAACAGGUGAUAGUUUGCGAUAGCAAGCAUAUGCAACAGCCUUGGGAAUGUAUGAAUCCAAAUAAAUUUUAUGUCUGCCUAAAGGAGUCUAUCGAACCAACAAUACUGAAUUGUGAAACAGGUAAGGGUUUUGUUCAUGCCAUCGUCACAACAACAACAACAAAUGCCGGCAGUGGUACUCGUGAAAGUGGUGUUACUGGUACUAGUACCACAAGUGAAAUUGUUGGCUGUGCUAAUUGGGAAAAAUGGCGUAACUAUAUGCAGUGUAAUGAUUAUUAUUAAGAAACAACAGCAUCCCAUACUCAAUUGUUGUUGGUUGGUCUUCAACUGAAAGCUCAGAAGAUAGUAAAAUAUAAAAAUACAUUAUUUAAUACAUUGUAUAUAAAAUAAAGAAAAAAAAUUAAGUUCAUAAUACAUGCAUAAAUUCUUAUAAAAAGAAUUUCAUAAUUUGCAUAUAAAAUUUUUGCUAA
Lucilia cuprina (Australian sheep blowfly) is the source of this 1520-nucleotide messenger RNA. RefSeq lists its product as uncharacterized. Lineage: Eukaryota; Metazoa; Arthropoda; Insecta; Diptera; Calliphoridae. The record is from RefSeq and is a predicted model, not a curated record. The transcript has a single exon. The coding region runs from base 385 to 1332 and encodes 315 amino acids.